Messenger RNA from Pelobates fuscus (common spadefoot toad), 4195 nucleotides. It is a transcript of the gene SYT3, whose product is annotated as synaptotagmin 3. The coding region runs from base 167 to 1756 and encodes 529 amino acids. The record is from RefSeq and is a predicted model, not a curated record. Gene Ontology annotation, biological process: calcium-ion regulated exocytosis; regulation of dopamine secretion; cellular response to calcium ion. Gene Ontology annotation, cellular component: exocytic vesicle; plasma membrane. Gene Ontology annotation, molecular function: SNARE binding; calcium ion binding; clathrin binding. The transcript has 9 exons. NCBI's taxonomy places the organism in Eukaryota, Metazoa, Chordata, Amphibia, Anura, Pelobatidae.
AGAAACACGCUGCCAACGGCACUCAAGAGACAACCCGGCUUCUCACAUUCUUUUUACCUCUAAAGCAGAAGACCAGAGCUGCUGAAUCUAAUCUUUUUGAAUGGAGGAAUACAAUCUACAAAUCUCUAUAUUUCUCUAAAUCAGCUCUGAGAGAUGGUAGGCCGAGAUGUCAGGGGACUAUGAAGAGGAUUUUUGCCAAACCACAAUUACAUUGCUCAAAGAACUAUGUUUUAGGACUGAAAUCAAUAAAGAUCAUGAAAAAUGCUUGGAGUUUUCAGACAUGCUACGAAGUCGUGGAAUGACGCAGUAUAUGAACACAGAUAUCUCUGUAAGUCUGCUGUCUGUCAUAGUAACUUUCUGUGGGAUCGUUCUUCUUGGGGUCUCGCUCUUUGUUUCCUGGAAGUUAUGUUGGAUUCCAUGGAGGGACAAAGGUUCUUCCCAGAAUCAACGCAAAGAUCAUGGACAUCAUGGCCACCUCCACCAUUCCCACUAUGGGGACUUGCUGGUGGAUCGAGUGGAGCUUGGACCUGAGAUGCCUGAACGUUCUUAUUUAGACAUGGAUUCUUACCCAGAAGCCAGCAUUAAAAAUAGUCAGACAUCUCCUGACAUACCUGUGGAAAGUCAAGCUAUGGCUAAGGAAUCACAGAUCCCUUACGCACAGUCCCACCAGCAAGUGGCAAACAUAGCCCCAGCUACCAGGUACAAUACGCUGCCAAGACCCAUGACGCAACAGUUGUCUAGUCCUGAUUUUUCAGGUCAUGUGGAUGAGAAACCAGAGCAGGCCACCAGCAUUGGACAAAUCAAACCAGAGUUGUAUAAGCAACGGUCUGCAGAUGCAGAGAUGAAGAAACAAGAAGCCACCAGUUGUGGCCGAAUCAGCUUCAUUUUGCGUUAUGCCUACAACACAGAACAGCUGGUGGUCAAGAUACUCAAAGCCUUAGACCUACCGGCAAAAGAUGCAAAUGGGUUCUCAGACCCUUAUGUGAAGAUGUAUCUGCUGCCCGAUCGUAAGAAAAAGUUCCAAACUAAAGUUCACCGGAAGACUCUUAAUCCAAUCUUUAAUGAGACAUUCCAUUUCAAUGUGCCCUUUAAUGAGUUACAGAACCGCAAAUUGCACUUCAGCAUAUAUGACUUUGACCGAUUCACCCGACAUGACCUUAUUGGGCAAGUGGUGCUGGAUAAUUUGCUGGAGUUUUCCAAUCCUACAGAAGAGAGCCCUAUCUGGCGAGACAUUUUGGAAGCCAGCUCUGAGAAAGCUGACUUGGGUGAAAUUAAUUUCUCAUUGUGUUACCUCCCGACUGCUGGCCGUCUCACUGUUACAAUCAUCAAAGCAACCAACUUAAAAGCAAUGGAUUUAACUGGUUUCUCGGAUCCGUAUGUAAAAGCUUCUCUCAUCUGCGAGGGGCGGAGGUUAAAAAAGCGGAAAACGUCGAUAAAGAAGAAUACAUUGAACCCGACUUACAAUGAGGCGCUGGUCUUUGACAUUCCCAAUGAGAAUAUGGAUCAUGUCAGUCUCACAAUUGCAGUAAUGGACUAUGAUUGUAUAGGACAUAAUGAGGUCAUCGGAAUGUGCCGAGUGGGGAGUGAUGCCGAUAUGCCUGGCAGAGAACACUGGAGUGAGAUGUUGGCAAACCCUAGAAAGCCAAUAGAACAUUGGCAUCAGCUAGUAGAGGUAAUUACAAAAUGGCAGUUUUUUGACAAAAUCACCCCCUCCUCGGGAAAAGCCAAGUAUAGUUGUGGACAAUACGCACUCUGACUAGUGGUAUCUACUACCUAAGAAGAGAAAAUCAGAUCAGGAGAACUGUCUCUGUGCCAGGUCCUUAACUGACUGUUUCCUCUUCGUUAUACGUUUCUCGUGAGGAGGUGGAAAGGCUCCUUAGACAGACCAAGAAGAAGAAAAGGCUCUAAUCAUGCACCAGAUAGCAACAGAAGAAUUUUGUUUUUCUUAAAGCCAUAGAUUACAUUUUACAUUCUGGUUGUAGGUCACCAACCCAUGGUGAAUGUAAAAAUGUCUUUCUGACACUGCUAGCUCAGAAAGGACACCACUGAAUUAUCAAUCACCAUAUCAAUCUCCAGCAAUGCACUAAACAAAGCAUGGGUGAUGGCAAAGAAGUGUACGUAAAACAUAGCUAAUUCUUUAGAUGCAGCAAUCAUUGAUUAAAGUAACGAGGAAGCCGCACCUGAGUUAUUUGCAUGUAAAGGAAAAGAGUCUCCUCCCAAUCUCAUUUUACCUCUGUGGGUGUGGGAUACAAUGCUUGGCUUUAGAAGAAGUGCCAACAUGACCUCACCCCUUCUUUUUACAGCUUGGUUGGUUUCUUGCUAGACAUUCCAUAUUUUAAAUGGCAAGACUUUGAUAAGGACUCUGCACCUUCUUUAACGUCAGACGACCCAUGAAGACUGUUCUGAACUUGUUUGCCUCGUUAAAUACAUCAAUGACUCUUAUUCUGUGGGGUCGAUGAUUGUUUAGGGAGUUUGUAGAAAAGGUAUUGAUGAUAGAUCACUGGAGAGCAAGAGAACUGAAAACAUUGUAUCCUCUUGAAGUAAGAUGUAGGCACUUUUCUGUUGACUGUCUUUCUAUCGAUACAUGUAACAAUGUACAUUUUGUGUGUGUGAGACUGAUAACAAUGUCCAGUUGAGUGAAAUUUGAUGGUUUCCUCCUUCCUGUUAAAAAAAAGGUGAAAAAUUAGCAGUGUUAUUACGUGGGGAGAGAUUUAUGAAUAUGAACAGUUGUUAUAUGUUUAUAGUGAUGAUCAUGACAAUGUGAACGAGUUUGUCUUCCAGCCUUCUCAAGGAGCCUGGGUUUAUAUUCCAGUUUCUAAUCCCUAUUGGAAGCUGUUAAAUAAUAGCUAACAAGAAUCUGAAUGGUUUGGAAAAUGGCACCACUGAAUCCAUGUGCCUGUUUUCAAUAGAAGUACAUUGAAGUUUGUAGCUUUCUUAUCACAAAAGCUAUAUUGUUCACUGAUAAACUUAGUACUGUAUGUUUAAAAACAAAAGGCUAUUGGAGUAUGAAAAAGUAUGGUUCUUGCCUUAGAAUUGUCUUUGUAAAUCCAACAUGCCAAGCGUAAAUAGGUCCCAGCAAAAUUGCAUUCUGUCGUAAUGGUUAAGGAAAAUGUAUUGCCGAGUUCUGAAAAGAGAUUUGACAUACUUCAUAACGAUGCCUAUAUAAAUGAUCACUUUGUUGUGGUCUGUCACUGGACUUGUUCUAUACUGGAUGCAUUUGGCGUCCUGCAAAACAUAUUGCUUAAUUACAAUAACUUUGCUUCAAAAGGAAUGUGUUAUUGUCACAGGUCAGUAAAACUAACAUGAUGUCUUGAUCAUCCCCAUGUCUUGAUUAUUCCAAUCAUGAUCAUUACGAACAUCAACAAUUCCCAAGCUUCCCUUUUCUUGUCUUCUUAUUUCUUAUGGAACUCCUUUUUCCCUAAAAAUGUAUUAAUGUGGUUAUUCACAAAACUUUAACCUUUGACAUUCCCUGGGAAAUUUUAAAUUUUAGGUCAAGCUGAACUAAAAGAGUGAUCAUUUAAAAAAAAAUAAAAAAAAUUCUCGUUCUACUGGUUUGGCUAAAACUUAAAAAUUACCUUGUGAAUACCCAACAAUUAACAGUUUAAUAAAUAACCUUGUCUAUCUUUUUUAUUGAAUAUAAGACCACUUUUUGGAGUAACCUGGGGUUACACAGACCGGUCACGCCAUCUUGAUAUUGACACUUAAAAAUAUGAAAUAGAUUUUUACGAAUAUUUUUUGUAAAAAAAGAAACCCAAAACCUACAAAACUUCUCUAUGGAAGUUUUAACCCAUGAAUUUGGCCAAACAUUUAAAGUUUGGGCUCUCUGGUGGGAUAUAUUGUUUCUUUAGGAUUGUGAAUUUAUUUUAGGAACAGUUGACCAAUUCUACAUGUCCCUUGCCCUGUAAUUGAUUUCUCUUAGAUUUGCAUGGAAUUCAUAGCAUGCUUGUUUAAAAAAUGGUACAAGGGAUUGAAACAAUCAUUUGGAGAACCAUUUAUUUUUAUUUUCAUUUAAAACCGGGAAAAUUGAAAUGAAAUAAAUUAUUGUUGGCUCAUGCAAAAAGAAACAUUCAAAAAAAUUUGAACCAAAUGCACGUGUGUAAUUUGUUGGAAAAAAAAUAACAUUUGUCUGUUUAUAGUGUGUGAGAAAAUGUUCAUUUUAACAGUCGCUGACUGUGAAGCCAUACCAAAAAAAAUC